Sphenostylis stenocarpa is the source of this 750-nucleotide messenger RNA. The record is from the annotation of a GenBank genome assembly. Lineage: Eukaryota; Viridiplantae; Streptophyta; Magnoliopsida; Fabales; Fabaceae.
AUGAGUGAUCUUGGUUUUGCAUCAUCAUCAUCAUCAUCAUCCACAGAGCUUACGAGGGAUUUGUUUGUUCAUCUCAACCAAGCAAUAACGAUAAAGAAGUUUAUGGUUAUGGAGGCCUCAGCAUCCAUUUGCAACAACAGCAUAGGAUUACCAUUCAUCUUCUCUUUCUCUUCUGCCAUUACACACAAAUCUGCUACUUUCUCACCUAUGCUUGUCAAGUCCAUGGCCACUCCCAAGCCACUUCCUCCAGUCUCCAGAACUGUAGGCUCUAGAAAGGUCAGUGAAACACACACGUAUAAACACAAUCUUUCCAAGUGCACAUUGCAGAACUCAACUGUGUUCCCACUUGGAGAACAACCUAGGAGCAGUCCUGUGACAGCCACUCCUCCCAUAAAACUUCUGACAAGGAUGGAGCAGCUGAAGCUGCUGAGCAAAGCAGAGAAAGCAGGGCUGCUAUCUACAGCAGAGAAUUUUGGGUUCUCCCUCUCAGCAAUAGAGCGGCUGGGACUCCUCUCAAAGGCAGAAGAGUUGGGUGUGCUAUCUGCUGCCACUGAUCCGGGAACUCCAGGGACUCUCUUGACCCUCAGCUUGGGGUUGCUGCUCCUAGGACCAUUGUUUGUAUACCUGGUUCCUGAGGACAACUUGGGGGAAGUGGGUUUGCAGGUUCUAGUUGCCUUCAUCACUGUACUUGGGGGUUCUGCUGGUUUUGCUGCAUCAAAUUUUGUAUCCAACUUGCAGAAAUUGAAAUAA